CUCCCUGCUAUUCAGCUCAGGUAUUCUACCGAAGAUUGUUCCUUUGAAGAGGAGAUACGCCCAGACGGCUACAACAUAUAUAAAUCAAAGAAACACGGGAUCUCUGUGUCUUUGAGCAGCGCCAAGCAAAGACAGCAGUUCAAGGGAAAAGAUUUUCUUCCUUUAUCUCACUUUUUACCUAUGAUCAACACUGUGCCUGUGGAAUCAACAGACUUUGGUGAAUAUGGUGAUUAUAGCCAGGCUUUCGAGUCAGAUAUGUAUUCAUCGCCUCUUGAAACCGACAGCAUGGAUCCCUUUGGAAUCACCUCCAAACUGUCUCCAGUGAAGAGCCCGAGCUUUCAGAAAUGACUCCGAUUACAAAUAUGAUGUAAAAGAAAUAUUGCAGAAUACUACAGGUUUUUAGCUUUUCAUGUACUAGUAUUUUGAAUUUUUUUUUAUAUUUAAGUAUUGAGCCAGCCUUUUCCUUACAAUGUGUUGUACCUGGAAGAUAUGAUUGUUCAGGAGCUAUAUUCUAAAGAAUUGCCUCCCUAUCCAUACUUUAUUUGGGGGGAAAAAAAGAAGAUUAAAUAAGAAAAGCUUAACCAAUUCACCAGAGUUACUCCGUUACAGUGGUGACGACAGAAUUAUUCUAAUUUUUCUAUACCAAGUUCAUUAUCACAUAUGUUCACCUGUUAUUUUUGCUCAUAGGAGCAAAUGUAGCAAAUGUUUUUCAUUCACAGGGAAGUUAACGAUCUUGUAGGUUCAUAGGCCUUAAAGACAAACAUUUGGAACAACACACGAUUAAGGGAGACCUAGCAAAUGUGGUUAUGUGAACUAAAGUAAACGCUGUCCCUUGAAAAGCUGCUGACAACAUUCUGGGAAAACUUUCUAUUGAAAGCAUACCACUGAAAAACAAUUCUGCUUGUAUAUUGUGUUUCUUCUUCCCUUAAGACAUAAGGGAAGAGGGGGAAAUAUUUCUUCCUUCCCUUAUUGCUAAAGGGUAAUUUGGAAAACUGGAUCUUUGAUUUCUUUUAUAGGCUAACUUAUGUUUACUGUAGGAGCUGCAUCAUCCAAUAUAGACUCCUCAUUAACAUUAGUGAGAAUUCUAUAUAUGGGUAAAAGUGUAUACAGAACCCAAUAUUUAUGUUCGUCAGGUAGGGAAUGAGCAGUACCAACCAAUUAGUUUUCAGUAACAGAAGGUCUGUUGUAUAUAACUAUAUAUGUCUUUAGCAAAUGGAGAGAAAGACUGAAAAUAGAUGAUGUAUAGGUCAAAUCGAUUGCAAAAUAAGUUUUCAUGUUUUACCUUCCAACAUCAGCAGUUCCUUUAAGGCCUUCCAGGCUUGAUUCUGCAUCAGCUGAAAUCAAUGGAGAGACAGUUUAGUUACUUGAAUACUGCAGAAGUGGGUCAGUCAUACCAUUCACCUUUCAGGGAAAGACUGUGGGUACCUUAUGGCCAAGAGGUGCAUGUCUGAUACCUUCAGUUCAGUUCUCCUGUUGCAACAAUUUGACAAAGGAAUAACAAACCUGAAACUCCUCCCAAAAAGGAAUGUGAGAAAAGGGUUCAGGGAUUUUACUCCUUUCCAAAGGUUCGUUUAUAAUAGAGAUUUCUAUACCAAAAAAACUCUACUGGAAAUACUAGCCUUCUUCUGACCUAGCACUUCAUUGCCAAUGCAAUAUUUAUAAUUAAUUUAUUGAAUGCAUACAUCUGUUUAUUUUGUUACUAUUAUUUAUGCUCAAAAUUCUAUUUAUAUACUCUUGAAGGUGGAUUUUUUUAGUUGUAACAAAUUUUGUGAAGUUUUGUAAUCAUGAAACAGUAGCUUUUUAAAUUUCUGUAUAUUACC
Messenger RNA from Struthio camelus australis, 1820 nucleotides. NCBI's taxonomy places the organism in Eukaryota, Metazoa, Chordata, Aves, Struthioniformes, Struthionidae. The record is from RefSeq and is a predicted model, not a curated record.